Peniophora sp. CBMAI 1063 is the source of this 1014-nucleotide messenger RNA. The record is from the annotation of a GenBank genome assembly. NCBI's taxonomy places the organism in Eukaryota, Fungi, Basidiomycota, Agaricomycetes, Russulales, Peniophoraceae.
AUGGGCCCUAGCGCCGCCGGCCUAACCAGCACACGCGGCGCACCCCGCCCAACAUUCGCCCCCGCACCCCCGCGCGCGGCCGUAGGCGCACAUGGGCAUAGCUUGACGCCGACAAUGGUCAAGGCGGAGAAGCGCGGUGGUGUAGAGGCGAGACAGCCGGACGAGGAUGAAGAGACGUAUUCGGAUCAGGAGGAUGGGGUUGAGAUUAUCGAUAUUCAGAGGGUUAGGGAGAUGGAUUGGAGUGCGCCGGAACCGUUGAGGAAGGAGAAGAAGAGGGACAAGAAGAAGGAUAAGAAGGUCAAGGCUGAGGAUGCGCAAGUGAAGACGGAGAAGGGAAAAGAAAAAAUGGAGGUCGACGAUGAUGAGGGUACACCUGUAGGGGACGAAGCGGAUGUCGAUGCCGCGAACGCUCUGAAUCUGAGCGAAAGCGAAGAGGAAGAAGAGAUGGAAGAUCUUAUCGAAGACUUCCGCGCCAGGACAGACCAAGAUACAUUCGAUGCGAACGAAGAGCGCAAACUCCUACUCUUCCAAUUCCCCGAACCAUUCCCAAUCUUCACCGGUCGACCACCAACACCACAUCCUCAAGCCGCAGCCACACCCAUCGCCGAUCCCAAAGGUAAAGGCAAAGCAGCCGAAAAGAAAGGUGUCUCCUUCGCACAGGGUACCAAACCCGGCCAACCUGCAAAAGCGCCCGUCGAGGAAGCCGCACCGGAAGAGCAAGAGUACUUCGACGGUGUAAUCGGACAGCUAGAAGUACAUCGCAGCGGUGCAGUGAAGAUGCGUCUAGCAAAUGGCAUCGUAAUGGAUGUCACCGCCGCAACACAACCUUCGUUCCUCCAACAAGCCACCCAUGUAGACCACAAAUCCAAACGUCUCCACGUCCUAGGCGAAGUCCACCGCCGUUUCGUCGUAACACCUGACCUCGACGUCUUACUCACCGAGAUGGCCAAACUUGACGCUGGGGUCGAUCUCGAUGAUCCGGCUCUACAGAUGAUCUCCAUGGACGACGCAUAG